This is a messenger RNA of Medicago truncatula (barrel medic), 1294 nucleotides long. Its product is annotated as rRNA-processing protein FCF1 homolog. Bases 289 to 885 code for a protein of 198 amino acids. The transcript is spliced from 10 exons. Lineage: Eukaryota; Viridiplantae; Streptophyta; Magnoliopsida; Fabales; Fabaceae. Gene Ontology annotation, cellular component: small-subunit processome. The record is from RefSeq and is a predicted model, not a curated record.
CUGAUGCGCGUUACUCUUUUUUCUUCUCCCAGCCAAAGCAAAUCCGACCGAACAACAUCCACCACCACACCACCGCCGGCGAUCCCCGACCACUCUCCUCCUGCUCCAUCCAUCACCGCCGCAUCCUCCUCCAUCUUCUUAAUUGAUUCUUUAGUUUAGAGAGCUAUCUCCAUCCAUCCUUCUCCACAAACCCUAAUUGUUGUAACUUAUAAGAGGAUAGCGAAACCUCGGCAAGAGUUCACGUUUACAGUGAAGCUACAACUACUAGCUUGUCAAUUUCACAGAACAAUGGGUAAUGCUAAGAAAGGACCCAAAUUUGCUGUUAUGAAGAAGAUGGUCACUUCCAAAGCAAUCAAAAACUAUAAAGAAGCGGUUUUGAACCCAGAAAAGAAGAACACUCUUAAAGAAAAGUUACCCAGAAAUGUUCCUACUCAUUCUUCGGCACUUUUCUUUCACUACAAUACUGCUUUGGGACCUCCUUAUCGUGUUUUGAUCGAUACCAACUUCAUCAAUUUCUCCAUUCAGAAUAAGUUGGAUUUGGAGAAAGGAAUGAUGGACUGCUUAUUUGCAAAAUGUACCCCGUGUAUCACAGACUGUGUGAUGGCAGAACUAGAGAAGUUGGGCACAAAAUAUCGUGUAGCUCUAAGGAUUGCCAAGGAUCCUCGAUUUGAGAGAUUACUCUGUACUCAUAGGGGUACCUAUGCUGAUGACUGCCUUGUUGACAGAGUUACCGAGAGUAAGUGCUUCAUUGUCGCGACAUGUGAUCGAGACUUGAAGAGGAGGAUCCGGAAGAUUCCUGGUGUGCCAAUAAUGUACAUCACCAAACAUAGAUACUCAAUUGAGCGGUUGCCUGAAGCAACAAUUGGUGGAGCACCUAGAAUCUGAUGCAGUAAAACAGGGAAAGCUAUGCCUACCAAAAAUUUUGUCACUCCUUUUCUAUAUUUAGAAGCAAUGGUACCAUGCAUGUUUGAUCCUUUUGCUGUCUGGAUUGGAAUCUAAUUGAAGCUCGACAGUGAUCAAAUAGCAACUCUACAAUGGUUGAUCCGUUAAAUUUCCUUAGUAUAACUUGGUAGUUUUUUGGUGUUGUCAAACAUUUUUCUUUUUACCUAGGUUUUGCCUUACAGAUGUAUCAUCAAUGUGAACUUUUGGAGUUUGGAGAGUGCCUAAUAUUUAUUAUAGCUUAUGGCAUUUUUCAUAGUUAUAGAUAUAAACCUAUUUUUUAUGGCAUCCUUUAUGUUUGAAAAAGAAAGUGUUUUAGUUGAAUCUGAAUCGUAGGGUUCAUCCUUCUCACAUA